AGUUCAUUUAAAGCGUCGAUUUCAACACAUGAUCGCCUGGACGGGUUUUGAACAGAGGUUUUUGGACAAACAUUUCUCGAGAAAGAACAGCAUUAUCGUCAUUUAAUACAUCAUUUGUAAGAUACAGGUUGCAUUUUGAAGAGUAACUGGAAGUGACGGUGGCGUUUGCUAGCUCCUUGACUCUUUGAAAAGUCUGAAAAUGGUGAAAACGAACGGGAAAGGACCGCAAGAAAAGAACAUUCAAGUGUUCGUGCGGUGCAGACCAAUUAAUGACAUUGAGAAGAAGAGAGGCUCCCACAAGGUUGUGGAAGUCAGUCCGAAUAAGAAAGAUGUGCAUGUCAACAUUGAAGUAGCAGAGAAGGCCACCUCAAAAACCUUCUCAUUUGAUAAGGCAUUUGGACCCAAAGCCAAGCAGAUUGAAGUGUACAAGAGCGUGGUCCUCCCAAUAUUGGACGAGGUUCUCAUGGGCUACAACUGCACUGUGUUUGCGUAUGGGCAAACAGGAACUGGUAAGACUUUUACAAUGGAAGGAGACAGGACACCAGACCCGGCUGUAUCAUGGGAGGAGGACCCUCUUGCCGGUAUCAUUCCUCGGGCCAUGCAUCAGAUCUUUGAGAAGCUCCAAUCAGCGGAGGUGGAAUUCUCUGUCCGCGUUUCCUUCAUGGAGUUGUACAACGAGGAGCUGUUUGAUCUCUUGACCGGUCCAGAGGACACGCAGCGGCUGAGAAUAUUUGAGGACGCCGCACGCAAGGGAUCUGUCGUGAUUCAAGGUCUUGAGGAGAUUGUCGUCCACAAUAAGAGCGAAGUGUAUGCCAUCUUGGAGAAAGGCGCUGCUAAGAGACAGACGGCUGCAACUCUCAUGAACGCCACCUCCAGUCGUUCCCACUCUGUCUUCACCGUCACUAUCCACAUCAAGGAGAACUCAGUGGAUGGUGAGGAACUUCUCAAGACAGGCAAGCUGAACCUGGUGGACUUGGCUGGUAGUGAGAAUAUCGGCCGCUCCGGUGCUGUGGAUAAGAGAGCUAGAGAAGCAGGUAACAUCAACCAAAGUUUGUUGACCCUUGGCCGUGUCAUCACAGCUCUGGUAGAACAUGCUCCUCAUGUUCCUUACAGAGAGAGUAAGUUGACGCGCCUUCUCCAGGACUCCCUAGGAGGUCGCACCAAGACUUCCAUCAUCGCCACCAUCUCUCCCUCCAUCUGCAAUUUGGAGGAGACCCUGAGCACCUUGGACUACGCUCACCGUGCCAAGAACAUCACCAACAGGCCUGAAAUCAACCAGAAACUCACCAAGAGAGCUCUCAUUAAGGAGUACACCGAAGAAAUUGAACGCUUGCGACGGGAUCUGUUUGCAACCCGCGAGAAAAAUGGAAUUUUCCUGUCCGAGGAAAACUACAGAUCAAUGGAGCAAUCCAUCAGUAGCAAGACCCUCAGUAUCCAGGAAAAAGAAGACAAAAUUGCCGCUCUCUUGGAUGAAAUCACCAAGAUCAACGACAUUUUGAGCGACACUAAAGAAGAACUGGAGGAAACAACCGGCCAGCUAGAGACUACAACCAGGACACUGGUGCAAACCACCCACACCCUCCAAAAGACUGAAACGGAUCUGCGAGUGACCACCACGGAUCGUGACCAGCAGAAAUACCUGCUGGGCGAACACGUCAAGACGGAGGAGAAACUGUCGCAAGAAGCCAAGAAGCUUCUGUCAGUAGCCGAGGGUAGCACGGCCGAUUUGGAAGGCGUCCACGCAAAGUUGAACCGUAAGCGUGCUGUGGAAUCCCAUAAUGCAACAGUACAGGAGGUGUUUGAAGCCAACCUAGCCGACAAGCUACAAGCUGUGCAGGACUCCAUGACUGAGUUUGGAGACAUCCAGCAACGACGCUACGCUUCUCUGCAAGAUAAUUUCAAAAACUUGUCAUCGGUUCAUUCCACUGAGGCUCAGGACAUGUGUUGCCAGAUAAGUGGAAUGAUUGACACCCUGGAGAGGCAGGUGGAGUCCGUGACAACGGAGAGCCAGCUGGAAUGUGACAGCUGGCAUGAGUGGGGGAAAGAGAAUACAAAACGGAUGACAUUGUUCAAGGACUCACACUGCAGUCAAGUUGAGCAGUUCCAACAGACUCAUCUGCAAUUGCUGAGGAAACAGCAGGAGAUGUUGAGGGGCCAUAAUCAACGCUUGGAGGAAUUAAACCAACUGGUUCAGAGACAGGCUGAAUCUCAAAUGACGCUGGUUGAGACCUUCUUACAGAGCAACUGCAGCCAACUGGACUCGCUCUCAUCGCUAAUGGGAGACUAUAUCACCAUGCAGAAGAAGGUCAAUCAAGGUCACCAACAGAGGGCGGCAAACAUGCUGGCCACACAGAAAGAAGCCGCACAGAAAAUGAAGGCAGACGCGCUGGGCAAAAUAUCGUCGAUUCUUGAAAACGUCUUCACCCUGCAGCAUGAGCAGAACGCAGCCGAUGUAGAUGAGAUGAAAGAGAGCUAUGGAUGUCUCAUCGAGAAUGCAGACACAUUCCAGAAUAAAAUCAACGGAUGUUGUUCCGAUCUUCGGGAAACAUCAGGGACGUUUGCUUCUCAGUAUGUGGAAGGUUCUGAAGCGGUGGCUGCAUCUACCAAUGAACACACCACAAAGAGUCAGGCUUACUUGGACGAAGCAGAGGAAAGCCGUAGCCAGAUAGAAUCUUCCAUUAAGGAUUACUUGCAGGAGGAGGUAUCACAGCAAGCCGUUCAUACAGAGGAAGUGACUGGGGCUAUCGCAUCACACAUGCAGGCAUUAGAUCAACACAUAACAAGCACCAGCCAGAAGACUGAGGCGAUGGUAUCAACCAUCAGACAAAGCUCACAAGACCUCCAAGAAAAUCUGACCAAUCAGCAAGCGACGCUCAGCGGCACUUUGGAUGCUUGGGGUCAAGAGUUGGUCAAACAGUCUACCGACGUGAACGACAGGAUAUGUGACAACAGGGUUAUGGUCACGGAGGUAGAAGGACUGACCACUACCUUCCUGAAAGAAGAACUGAAACAGGACGUACCGACUGGUGUGACUCCCAAGAAUCGUCGCUUCAGCUACCCUCGUCAACUGACUCGUACUGAGCCUCAUCACGUCCUACUCAAAGGCAUCGGUCUGGAUCGGACCAUCAAUGAGGCUAGCAGUGUGCCUCUCCCUGAGACAUUCAUUGAGGAGCCUGAAAUGGAAGAGUCCAAGAGUGACACGUUGGAGACAAUGUCGGUGAAUGAAGACAACUCGUCUGAUGCAGGAUCUGAUGUGUCAAUGGGAUCAGUCAUCAUUGACGAAACUAAGGAGAACUUCUCAAAGCCAACCAAGAAAAAAGCGCCUGCCGGCAAGAUGGUCAAGAAAGCGCCUCGCGACAACAGCGCCAACCGCACGCCGCGAUCUAGAGUACCUCUCAGAGUCAAUAACGCAGCCAAUCAUUAGUCUCAUGACUGACAAUCAUUGGGCAUGGUGGAGCCUGAACUAUGGUUAACCACAGUCAAUACUUCAACUAACUACACUCAAGCAUAGUUAUCUGUUGUUGAUUGUCGACAUUUUGAGACUCUAAGCCAACCGAAGUUGGUUGCGUCAAUGGUUACCACUAGCCGUGUAUAUCUUAUGUACAGAACCAGGAGAGGGAAAUUUCAUCAUGAUGUUUAACGUGUUUAACCAAUCAUAACCAUUAACUUAAUAAUACCUUGGGUUUUUUUAUAGCGCUUUAUACCAAAGGUCUCAAAGCGCUUCACAAUUAUUACCCCUGUUCAUCAGGCUGUGAAACCAGUUUCUGCAGCAGCUCGACAUCAGCGCAUGCAUUCUGGUCUGUACCUUACUUGUCUUGAGUAGAGUUGUUAGCAACAUUCGCAUGAUACGACCACUAGUUGACAAAUGUCUCAAAAUCGAUUCGUCAUUGAAUGACGUGAAUUAUUAGUUGCAUGGCAUGAUGGAAAUAAUCCCGUUACCAAGGAAGCAACACGGCUGAUUAUAUGUAUCAAUUUGUAGAUAAAAUUCAUCAACUAUGGUUUAGUCUUGCUCUUUCUGUAUUAACUUCUUUUUUUUUCGAGAGAACCAAAAUUUUUCCUAAACUUUUUCUCAAAACAAGAUAACUUUUUGGGAUUUCAGAGAAUGGCACUGUAAUUUUAAUGGUGAGGGGUUUUGUGUAUAUAUAUAACCCUAAAGCCUUAAGUUGAUUAAGUUUAUUAAUAUGUACAUUUAUUCGUAGUAAACCUUCAUUUAACCAGCAAACAUGUUCAAGCAGCUUAGCCACAUGUAGUAGAUGACACAUACAACAAAGGGCUCGGACAAUUUGUAAAUAAAGCGUGCCCUUUGUGUGGUAAUGAAUUUCUUUGGAAAGAUAAUGACCUUGAUUUUUGUUUCUGCUCCAACUGGAACAGAAUGUUUAAAUAGGCUGGUGCCUUUGACAAAUCAUUCUAGUCAUAGGAAUUCCGUAUCAUGUCAUUAGGAACCAGACAAUGAUGACCAUCGUAAUUUGUACACAUGGGGCAUGUUUGUUAACUUAUAACCGAUUCGUUUAUAACUAAUAAAAAAGUAAAACUAGGUGCAUACAAAAUUAGAUACAUGUAGUUCUUACAUUCUCAUUUUGCCCAAAUUCACCCGAAUGGUAAGAAAACUUAUUUGUUACCAGAUUUUUCUUUAUAUUGAAGUUUACAAAUGAAGGAGGACCAAACGAUUGAACUAAAACAAAAUGAGACUUUUUCCCCUUUGCUCAAAAUUUAUUUUAAGCCAAUUUUUUUUUGUACAAAUAAAAGCCAGUAAGAAUUAUCUAAAACGUUAUUGGUCCAGCCGUAUGUUUAUUAUUUAGCACAUCCCCCAGAGAAUUAAUAGAAUUAUUUUCUGUGGCCAGAAGUAUUUGUUGAAAUCUCCCAUACUUGUUAAAAUACUUUAACAUCAUAAAACCCCAAAGUCCCAAAUCAUAAUGCAUGAACUGUAAAGAUGAUAGUAAACGUCGGAUGUAAAAUUUAA
Molecule: messenger RNA, 4960 nt
Organism: Patiria miniata (bat star)
Lineage: Eukaryota; Metazoa; Echinodermata; Asteroidea; Valvatida; Asterinidae
Gene: kif11
Product: kinesin-like protein KIF11-A
Exons: 25
Coding region: 200-3424 (1074 amino acids)
Biological process (GO): mitotic spindle assembly; microtubule-based movement
Cellular component (GO): spindle microtubule; nucleus
Molecular function (GO): plus-end-directed microtubule motor activity; ATP binding; microtubule binding
Source: RefSeq, a predicted model, not a curated record